Molecule: messenger RNA, 2597 nt
Organism: Linum tenue
Lineage: Eukaryota; Viridiplantae; Streptophyta; Magnoliopsida; Malpighiales; Linaceae
Source: the annotation of a GenBank genome assembly
UACCCCUAACUGCAAAGGAAAAGCCAACACACUCUUUUGUUUUCUAGUUGGGAUGGGAAAAACCCAGAAAGAAAAAGGGCCUCUCUUUUAAUAGGAGCCUCUGAACACAAAACCCUCAGCUCACUUUCUCCACCCUUCUUCUCUCCUUCCACUUCAGUUCUCUGCAACUUCCCAUAUUCUUUGGUCUGCUCUCCAACCCAUUCCCAGGCAUUUCCCCCAGUCGGUAAGCCAUCUGUAAAGCAUCUCACCUUUCUGGCAUUUGGGUUUCUGCAACAAGCAUUUUGAUUUUGACAUGCUUUGGAGUGCAUAGUUUUGGGUGCAUUGUUAGGGAUCCAUUACUCAGAUGUUUGGCAAUUCCCAUCUUGAAGCACUGCCCAUUUCCUUUUAGCAUGUGGUUUAGGCUACUGAGAGAAUCAGAGAUCAUUUUCUUUUCUGGGAUUGCUGCUAAAUGCUUUCAUUGAAGACUUUUCACAUGUUUCAAUGGCGUGUAGAGCAGAUAAAAGGUGAUACCUUUAUUGGCUGGGAGGAAAGUAUAUAGAUAUUAACAUUCUUAUGAGGAAUUUUAGACCAUAGGUUGACCUGGUCCCCCAUUGCUUGCCCUGGUCCACAUUAUCAGAUAGGUUAGCAGAUAACAGGCACCCAAAUCAUUAUCUGAGGGUUUUGAUGAUCAGCUGUCUUUAAUCUUGCUAGGAAAAACCUGUUACAGCAUAUACUAAAACCCGAAUAGAAGCCAAAUUUAUGAAUAAGCAAAGGAUAAACCAAGUCUCCAGAUACUAGAUUUGUUUAGCAAAGAGGGGGACUGAGCUGUUGGGGUUGUGGAUUUGGCGAAAAUGGCCCAUAUCUUGGCACCAUCUUCGCAAUGCCAGGUGAGACUGUCAAACAAGGUGGCAGCACCUGUGAACCCCAUGGCUGGAAAGAUGUGGAGUUCCUUGGUGAUGAAGAAGAGGGGAACUACAAAAGGUGCUUCCAAAUUCCGCGUCUUUGCAAUCAAGGCCGAGAACAGCACUAUCAAUAGGCUAGACAAUCUCUUGAACUUGGAUAUCACCCCAUUCACUGACAAGAUCAUUGCUGAGUACAUUUGGAUUGGAGGAUCAGGCAUUGAUCUUCGUAGCAAAGCGAGGACAAUUGAGAAGCCUGUGGAGCAUCCAUCUGAGCUUCCCAAGUGGAAUUAUGAUGGAUCAAGUACUGGGCAGGCACCGGGAGAAGACAGUGAGGUCAUUUGUGAUGCAUACACUCCAGCUGGUGAGCCAAUCCCCACCAACAAGCGUUACCGGGCUGCUGAAAUCUUCAGUGACCCAAAGGUUAUCGCUGAAGUUCCAUGGUAUGGGAUAGAGCAAGAGUACACAUUGCUUCAACAAAAUGUGAAGUGGCCUUUGGGGUGGCCUGUUGGUGGCUACCCUGGUCCUCAGGGUCCUUAUUACUGUGGUGCUGGGGCAGAUAAGUCCUUUGGUCGUGAUAUAUCAGACGCACACUAUAAAGCUUGCCUGUAUGCCGGAAUCAACGUUAGUGGCACCAACGGAGAGGUCAUGCCUGGCCAGGUUGGUCCUAGUGUUGGCAUUGAUGCAGCAGAUCAUAUCUGGUGUUCCAGAUACAUUCUUGAGAGAAUCACGGAACAAGCUGGAGUUGUGCUGUCCCUUGACCCAAAACCAAUUGAGGGUGAUUGGAAUGGUGCAGGAUGCCAUACCAACUACAGCACAAAGAGCAUGAGGGAAGAUGGAGGUUUUGAAGUGAUUAAGAAGGCCAUAUUGAAUCUAUCUCUUCGCCAUAAGGACCAUAUCAGUGCUUACGGUGAAGGUAACGAGAGAAGGCUGACGGGAAAGCAUGAGACUGCCAGCAUUGACAAGUUUUCUUGGGGAGUUGCUAACCGCGGUGCCUCAAUUCGAGUGGGACGCGACACUGAGAAGAAAGGCAAAGGUUACUUGGAGGACCGUCGCCCGGCCUCAAACAUGGACCCGUACAUCGUGACUUCAUUAUUGGCGGAGACUACACUCUUAUGGCAACCAACCCUUGAGGCUGAAGCUCUUGCUGCUCAGAAGCUUGCUUUGAAGAAGAAAGGCUUAUCCAAACUAGGACUUUCAGGCCAAAAAUCCAGCAUGGCUUCUGGAGCAUCUAGAUCUGCAUCCAUGCUUCUCUUGAUCGUCAACAUUCUCCUCUACUUCAUCAUCAUUGUCAUUGCUUCAUGGGCCAUAAACCAUGCAAUUCUCCGCUCACAUGAAGCAGCUUCUGUUCUAUCCAUCCCAGCUCGGAUCUUCCCCAUCUUCUUCCCCAUGGGGAACAUGGCUACCGGAUUCUUUGUUGUGAUCUCCCUCCUGGCUGGAAUCGUGGGCAUCACCACAUCAUUGACUGGAAUCCAGAACGUUCUGGUAUCGAAUGCAGCGAACCUCCAUGCUGCAGCUUCGUCUUCCCUGACCUCGUUGGCACUCACACUUCUAGCCAUGGGGUUGGCGUGUAAAGAGAUUGACCUAGGGUGGACUGAUGCUAACUUGAGGACUCUGGAAGUAAUGACCAUAGUCGCGAGUGCAGCCCAGUUGCUGUGCACCGGAGCUCUCCACGCCGGAGCUGAAGAGGCCGAGGCACGACGGAGGAUCCUUGGCUAG